AUGCGCAACCUUUCAGUAUUAUUACACCGAGCUAUUGCGCUGCCGUCGACUUCUCCGCAAGCAAACCUCAGGAUCGAAGCAACAGCCACCGACCUCGAAGACGGCUCAGUUUACGCCAUUGCCACUUCUCGCACCUCUCCAAACGCAGCAGAUGUAACUCUUACCUUCUUAAGAGCUAACGACGAUGGUCUGGGCUUCAUGAGGUUUAAUUCUUUGCUUGUUCCUGGUCGGUUGCUUGACUUGCCAGGGUCAUCGACCGCUGUUGCCUCGACUUCAGGUCGCAGUCCAAGGGAUGUUAUUGACCUGCACUACCUUUCGGAUGGCGGGCAAGAAGCGCAGAAUAAGCCAGCACUCUGCACGGUCUCAGCUGGCGGCGACCUGCUUCUUUUGCCACUUCCGAGCGGAUAUGAAGCUGUCGACGAUGCCCCAACGUCAGAGCCUUCCGUGGUGGGAACCAUCGAGCAAGGUAUUACAGCUGCAGCAUGGAGCCCAGAUGACGAGUUGAUGGUCAUCGUAACAUCAGAGACACCAGAGAACAAGUCAUCAACAAGGAGAAGGGAAGGCGAGAAGGUGCUACUGAUGACAAGAGACUUUGAAGUCCUCUCCGAAGUCAGCCUUCGAACCGAUAGCUUUGGGGAAGAUGAAGCUGUCGAUGUUGGUUGGGGCAGCAAGGCUACACAAUUUCAUGGCUCAGAAGGCAAAGCGGCGGCUGCAGCUGCAGCGGCCGCCGCUGCAGCUGCAAAGGAGAGCAAGAUUGACACGCGAGGACCAAGGCUCCCAGACGACGAUGGCAGGCCACGCAUCAGUUGGCGAGGCGACGGUGCCUUCUUUGCUAUCAGCUCUCUCGAACCCUUCCUGGACGAGACCAUGACAGAGCCAUCAUGGCAUCGCAUCAUUCGCAUCUACUCAAGGACAGGCGCUUUGUCGGCCACUUCCGAUCCUUCAGUUCGCGGAAUCUCUCAGACGCUCGCUUUUCGACCCAUCGGCAACCUCAUCGCAAGCACACAAAGAUUCGGACCAUCAGACGUAGAAGGUCAGGUGUGGAGUCAGGGACGCAAGGGCAGACAUGACGUUGUCUUCUUCGAGCGAAAUGGUCUGCGUCACGGCGAGUUCAGCUUGCGAGAAGAGUCUGCCUCCCAACCGGAAGGCACUCAGAUCGGAUGGAACGAGUCCCAGAAGGAAGGUCCAUGGACGCGAAUGCACUAUGUCCGAGAACUUGCAUGGAACGCUGAUGGCACAGCACUUGCAGUCUGGCUCACUCGAGUCACAAGCGCUGAUCAAGGCGAUGCUCCACACGACGUUGUUCAAAUCUACACCACGGGCAACUAUCAUUGGUACCUCAAGCAAGAAUUUGUCGCUUCGACCUCAAACAGCAAUGUUGAGCAGGUCAAGUGGCAUUCUGAGGACCCUCUCCAGCUGCUCGUUGCGCACACUGAUCGUGUCGAACAGUGCUUUUUUGCCCUUGAGACAGUCACUUCUUCCGGUCGACCUCCUCUCGAUGUCGCUUGCGUCGCUGUCGCGGAUGGCGCAGCAGUCUUGCUGACUCCGUUCCGAAUGCAGAACGUGCCACCGCCGAUGUCGUCGCUCAGCCUUCUGACACCUCCUGCCGGCUCCUCGAUGAAGGCGAGCUCAGCUCAGGCAGUUACAGUGCCUUGUCACACGGCAUGGUCUCAAUUACCAGGCAAAACUGCUGACGAUGCUGUUGGUAUCAAGGCUAGCGUCUUCCAGAAUGGAUACGUUCAGGUUUGGCGAUUUGAGUGGGGUGUUGUAGGUGGAAAGCUUCAAGUUGGAGGUAAGCCUGUGGCACAGCCAGAACUGAUUGCUACGGUACAGCUUUCUGGAGAGACAGCCUAUGCUCACCAGAUUGCUGUUGCAGGAUGGUCUGCAUCCUCGCUGAAGGACGGCGAGACAUGCAAGAUUUCAGUUGCUGUACUCAGCUCCGAAGAACAGGGUGCUGUCGUGGACCGCAUUGACCUCGUGCAGGCCAAGAACGCCGAUUCAAUCGAGGUCAGCUCUCCGGAGUCCAUCCAGAUGCCGGGGUACGGAAAGCGACGUCUGGUGUCUGACCCAUUCGUGCCAUCGUCAAUAACGUCGCCGAGCUUCUACAUCGAAGGAGAGGACGGUGCGGUGCACGUACUCGCCGACUCUGAACCCAAGCUGUUGACAAAGAUUGAACGCUUUUGCAAUGACUUGCGCAUCCUCGCAAGCGGUAAGGCGGGUCAGCAUAGCAAGGUCAUCGGUCUGGCCUCUAACGGUCGCCUGUUUGCUGAAAGUCAAGUCAUCGCAAAGGACGCAACAUCUUUCAUCCUGGUCGGUGUCUUCUUGGUUUGGACCAACACUUCCCACGAGGCAAGGUUCCUCCCCUUGACCUCUCUGCGGUGGACAGCAAGCAGCAACGAUGGAAGAGAACCAGGCAACACCUCAGAAGCUGUGGACUUGGGUCGACGAGUCGAGCGCGGUAGUCGCAUCGUCACUGCUGUUCCCUCCGCCAUGUCACUCAUCCUGCAAAUGCCUCGUGGCAACCUCGAAACGAUCUACCCUCGCCCUCUUGUGCUCGAGGUAGUCCGACGCAACAUCGACGCCAAACGCUACGGCGCUGCUUUCCGCAUCUGCCGCACACACCGUAUGGACGUCAACAUCCUCUACGACCACGAUCCCGAGUCGUUCAUGGCCAACGUAGCUACCUUCGUCCAACAGGUCGCUGAUGUCGACUAUCUCAACCUCUUCCUCUCCGGCCUCCGUGAUGAGGAUGUCACAACUACCCUCUACAAGCCGCUCACAGCUCAGAUUGCCCCUGCCGCCGGCACUUCAUCUGACACUGCUGGAAGCAAAGCAGGCAAAGUCAACAAAGUCUGCGAUGCAAUUCGUGCCGAACUCGAAAAGCUUGACUCGCGCAAGUACAUCCAAUCCAUCCUCACAACCCACGUGCGCAAGGUUCCCGCCGAUUACGAAGCUGGUCUAUCCCUCCUCUUGCGGCUGAAACAAGAGGAUCCAGAGACAACAGAAGAAGCGGUCAAAUAUAUCAUCUUCCUCGCUGACGCCGAUAAGCUGUUUGACGUUGCGUUGGGGAUGUACGAUUUCACGCUGACACUGAUGGUUGCGCAACAUGCUAAGCGUAAAGAUCCGCGGGAAUAUUUGCCGUUCUUGCGCGAGUUGCGCACUUUGUCGCCGCCCGAGUAUCAGAAGUUCCGUAUUGACGAUCACUUGGGUCGUCAUGCUAAAGCCCUCUCGUGGCUGAUUAAGUCUGGGGCUGACCACCAUCGCGAAGCAUCGUCGUAUGUUGAUAAGCACAAACUCUACCACGAGGCGCUGGAGCUCUACGGUAAUGAGGGGGGAAGUCGGUUGAGAGACGCAUACGAGUUGUUCGGAGAAUACCUUCUCACGCGUCGAAAGUUCGAUGAUGCUGGAGCAGCGUUCCAACUCGCCGGCAAAACCAGGAAAGCGCUGGAUGCGUACAGAUCGAGCACGAACUGGGCAGAAGCAAUCCGACUUGCAUUUGUCGAAAAGCUGCCCGCAUCUGAGAUCGUCGCUAUGGCUAAAAGCAUCGUCGACGAACUAGAGACGUCGCGUCGGUACAUCGAAGCAGCCCGUGUUUGCCUCGAAUACGUUCGCGAUGUCGAACAAGCGGUAACACUUCUCUGCCGUGGCAGCGACUUUUCUGAAGCCCGGCGCAUUCUCACGACAUACAACCGACUCGAUCUCAUCGAAGUCACUCUCCACCCACUGCUCAUCGAAUCAGCAAAUACCCUCCUAGAGGACGUCUCCGAAAUGGACGACCAGCUCACCAGACAGCUCGGCCGGAUCAAAGAGCUGCGAGAGAAACGUGCUGCUAUCCAAGCCGAAGGUGGACUCUACAAUGGUGGAGAACUCGAGAAUGACCCGGCUUUGGACAAUUUGGAUAUCAUGUCCGACACAUCCACCCAGAUGACCCAAUUCACACGCUACACACGUGCAACCUCCAUCGUCUCGCAGCAAUCCUCCCUUGCAACGUUCUCCACCACAUCAGGCUCUCGUAAAAAGGAAGCUAAACUCAAGAAAAAGGCAGAACGCCAAAAAGCAGGUGGCAAAAAAGGAACCAUUUUCGAAGAAGAUUAUCUCUACAGCUCCAUUCAGAAGCUUCUCAAAGAUCGGUUGGGGACGCUACAAUCCGAUGCGGGGAAGCUUUUGCCGCAUUUGCUCUGUGCAAGUUCCAAUACGGUUAGGGGUAGAGCAAGGAAGGUGAGUGAGGCGGUGGAUGGGAUUGAGAAGAUAGCGAAUGAUGCGGUGGAGAAGCUGUGGGAUUAUAGUAGGGAGGACGAUGAUGCGAGGUUUGAAGAGUUGGUGAAAUUUGAACAGGAGAUUUUGGCUGGUGGGGUAGGGGAGAAUCCGACGUUGGCUGCGAUGAAGUUUAGAAUGAUUGCGAAUCGAAGGGUGCCGAGAGGCAAAUUGGAGGUUGCUGAUGGACGGUGGCGGAUGGUGUUGCUUGAUAGGAGUGCCUAA
Ustilago hordei is the source of this 4479-nucleotide messenger RNA. RefSeq lists its product as uncharacterized. The coding region runs from base 1 to 4479 and encodes 1492 amino acids. Gene Ontology annotation, biological process: tRNA wobble base 5-methoxycarbonylmethyl-2-thiouridinylation. The record is from RefSeq and is a predicted model, not a curated record. Gene Ontology annotation, cellular component: cytosol; elongator holoenzyme complex. Lineage: Eukaryota; Fungi; Basidiomycota; Ustilaginomycetes; Ustilaginales; Ustilaginaceae. The transcript has a single exon. Gene Ontology annotation, molecular function: tRNA binding.